Zygosaccharomyces rouxii is the source of this 1932-nucleotide messenger RNA. It is a transcript of the gene GUF1, whose product is annotated as GTPase GUF1. Gene Ontology annotation, cellular component: mitochondrion. Gene Ontology annotation, biological process: positive regulation of translation. Bases 1 to 1932 code for a protein of 643 amino acids. Gene Ontology annotation, molecular function: mitochondrial ribosome binding; GTP binding; GTPase activity. NCBI's taxonomy places the organism in Eukaryota, Fungi, Ascomycota, Saccharomycetes, Saccharomycetales, Saccharomycetaceae. The transcript has a single exon. The record is from RefSeq and is a predicted model, not a curated record.
AUGUUGGCCUCACAGGCUAUCAAAAGGAUUUUUCACAGGUCUUGGAAACCUUUAGUACGAUUUAACCAUGGGAAGGCUCCCACUGCUAUAGAGUCUAUCAAGAAAAGAAUUGAGGAUAUUCCCAUUGAAAACUAUAGAAAUUUCUCCAUUGUAGCUCAUAUCGAUCAUGGAAAAUCUACUCUGAGUGACAGACUUCUAGAGCUUACAGGUGUGAUUCAGUCUGGUGGUAACAAGCAAGUUUUAGAUAGAUUGGAAGUGGAGAGAGAACGAGGCAUUACCGUCAAAGCCCAAACAUGUACCAUGUUUUACCACGAUAAGAGAUACGGUAAGGAUUUUUUAAUCCAUCUUGUGGAUACUCCUGGACAUGUGGAUUUUAGAGGUGAAGUUUCAAGAUCUUAUGCUUCUUGCGGAGGAGCAUUGUUACUGGUCGAUGCAUCUCAAGGUGUUCAAGCCCAAACGGUUGCCAAUUUCUAUUUGGCUUACAGUAUGAAUUUGAAGUUAAUCCCUGUAAUUAAUAAGAUUGAUUUAGAUCAUGCCGAUAUUGCACAGGCUGAAGAUCAGAUUGAAAACACUUUCGAGUUGCCAAAAGAGGAUACCAUUCGAGUAAGCGCCAAGACUGGUUUGAAUGUUAAAGAAGAUUUACUUCCAGCAAUUAUAGAUCGCAUUCCUCCACCUACUGGAUGUCUUGAUAAGCCAUUUAGAGCAUUACUAGUUGAUUCAUGGUACGAUUCCUACGUUGGUGUGGUUUUGCUAGUUCAUAUUGUGGAUGGUACUGUUCGUAAAGGUGACAAAGUAUCAAGUGCGCAGACUGGAAAGAAAUAUGAAAUUAAGGAAAUUGGUAUUAUGUUUCCAGAUAGAACGCCUACUGGCAUUUUGAGUACUGGACAAGUGGGUUAUGUGGUCCCUGGUAUGAAGGCUUCUAAGGAUGCCAAAAUUGGUGAUACUUUGAUGCAUCUGGGACGUGAACAAGAAACAGAAGUGUUGCCAGGCUUUGAAGAGCCUAAACCUAUGGUUUUCGUUGGGGCUUUCCCAUCUGAUGGUGAAGAAUUCAAAGCGCUUAAUGAUGAUGUUAAUAGAUUGGUUUUAAAUGAUAGAUCGGUCUCUUUAAAGAGGGAAACUUCCAAUGCUUUAGGACAAGGUUGGAGACUUGGAUUUCUUGGAUCCCUUCAUGCUUCGGUAUUCAGGGAAAGACUAGAAAAUGAAUACGGGUCCAAACUUAUUAUUACACAACCCACGGUACCCUAUAUGAUAAAAUAUUACGAUGGACAUGAAAGGUUAAUUACCAACCCAGAUGAAUUCCCAGAUUUGGCUGAACGUAGAAACAAGGUUCAAGCUAUUCAAGAACCAUAUGUGGAAGCCAUUAUGACUCUCCCGCAAGAAUAUUUGGGUAAUGUCAUUAAAUUGUGUGAUCAUAAUCGUGGCCAACAAACAGAAAUUACUUAUUUGAAUAUGACGGGCCAGGUUAUGCUCAAAUAUGAUUUACCGUUAGGUCAAUUGGUCGAAGAUUUCUUUGGCAAAUUGAAAUCAGUUUCGAGAGGUUAUGCAUCUUUAGACUAUGAAGAUAUUGGUUAUAGAGAUUCAGAUGUGGUUAAAUUAGAAUUACUGAUCAACGGUAGUAGUGUAGACGCCCUAGCGCAAGUCAUGCAUAGCUCACAAGUUGAACGUGUAGGUAGAGCUUGGGUGAAAAAAUUCAAAGAGUAUAUCAAGGCCCAAUUAUUUGAAGUUGUUAUUCAAGCUAGAGCCAACAGUAAGAUUAUAGCUCGUGAAACCAUCAAGGCCAAACGUAAGGAUGUUUUGCAAAAAUUGCAUGCUUCUGACAUUUCAAGGAGAAAGAAGUUACUCGUGAAACAAAAGGAAGGUAAGAAACAUCUAAAGAGUGUUGGUAAUGUUCAAAUCAACCAAGAUGCUUACCAAGCAUUCUUACGGAGGUAA